GGUGCCCAGGGGCUUGCCACCCGCCGUGCCUGCCGGGGGAUUUAGUGCGCGCCCCCCGGAUGCCACCAGGAUGCCCGGAGCGUUGCUGAGCUAGCUCAGAGCCCGGCCCUGCUCCCGAACGGCACCGUGGGCAGCCCCUGGCGUGAGCGGGCAGCCCCUGGCGUGAGCGGGCAGCCCCUGGCGUGAGCGGGCAGCGUGCGGCACUUCCCCCGCGGUGGGAUGGCCUCCGCCGCCCCGUGAGGGUCCAGCCCCCCAGGUGAGGUCCCCCCGCCGCCCCGCCAUGCUGCUGGGCCCCUGGCUGGUGGCGGCAGCGGCGGUGGCGGCGGCGGGCGCCGGGGCAGGCUGCCCGGUGCUGUGCACGUGCCGCGGGCAGGCGGUGGACUGCAGCGGGCAGAGGCUCUUCUCGGUGCCCCCCGAGCUGCCGCUGGACACCAGCAACCUCAGCCUGGCUCACAACCGCAUCGCCAGCAUCCCGCCCGGGUACCUGGCCUGCUACAGCCAGCUGCGCGCCCUCGACCUGCGCAACAACUCCCUGUCGGCGCUGCCCGCCGGGCUCUUCGCGGGCGCCCGGCGCCUGGCACACCUCGACCUCAGCCACAACAACUUCAGCCUGGUGCCCGCCGAUAUGUUCCUGGAGGCCAGCGGGCUGCUGCGCCUCGACCUCAGCCACAACCCCGGCCUGCGCCGCCUCCACCCCCACGGCUUCCGCGGGCUGGCGCAGCUGCGGGAGCUGGACCUCAGCUACGGGGGGCUCUCGGCCAUCAGCCUGGACACCCUGGAGGGGCUGCCGGGGCUGGUGGGCCUCCGCCUGGGGGGCAACCCCUGGGUGUGCGGCUGCGCCAUGGAGCCCCUCCUCAAGUGGCUGCGGGGACGCAUCCAGCGCUGCGCCUCGGAUCCGCAGCUGGCCGAGUGCCAGGCGCCCCCCGAGGUGGCCGGAGCCCCCCUGCUCUCGCUGACGGAGGAGAGCUUCCAGGCUUGCCACCUCACGCUGACGCUGGACGACUAUCUCUUCAUCGCCUUCGUCGGCUUCGUCGUCUCCAUCGCUUCGGUGGCCACCAACUUCCUGCUGGGCAUCACUGCCAACUGCUGCCACCGCUGGAGCAAGGCCAGCGAAGAUGAGGACGUUUAGGCAGCCGCUGCUGUCACCGCCGACGUCCCUCCGCCCCGGUGGGGACCCCUGACUGUGCCUUGUCCUCGUCCCCUCCCGCCAGCCCCCGUGC
Molecule: messenger RNA, 1220 nt
Organism: Dryobates pubescens (Downy woodpecker)
Lineage: Eukaryota; Metazoa; Chordata; Aves; Piciformes; Picidae
Gene: LRRC55
Product: leucine rich repeat containing 55
Exons: 2
Coding region: 281-1129 (282 amino acids)
Cellular component (GO): voltage-gated potassium channel complex
Molecular function (GO): voltage-gated potassium channel activity; potassium channel activator activity; transmembrane transporter binding
Source: RefSeq, a predicted model, not a curated record